Messenger RNA from Chinchilla lanigera (long-tailed chinchilla), 5315 nucleotides. RefSeq names its product ovostatin-like. Bases 250 to 4590 code for a protein of 1446 amino acids. NCBI's taxonomy places the organism in Eukaryota, Metazoa, Chordata, Mammalia, Rodentia, Chinchillidae. The record is from RefSeq and is a predicted model, not a curated record. Gene Ontology annotation, molecular function: endopeptidase inhibitor activity. Gene Ontology annotation, cellular component: extracellular region. The transcript is spliced from 36 exons.
CCACUACUAUGCUGGUGUCUGUUAAGAAAGAACAAGAUGUACAUUUUUGGCAAUGUAAUGGACACUGAAUCAGGAGGAGACAAAGGUGACAAAAGAAUAUUUUGCUGAAUUCUUUCUAAGAACCAUUGGGAACCAACUUGCCUUAUAUUUCCAAAGCCAGGAAGAAUGUCUGAACUCCCUGCACACUGACCUCUCUACAUCAGUCUAGUGAGCAGAGUCUUUCAGCUGACUUCUUCAUCUAUUUGGACCAUGAUGUGGAUGCGAUCACUUCUUGCGUGUUUUAUUUUUCAUCUGUCUCUUUCUCAGUCUCCAAAUGUGCAGUAUGUUCUGCUGGUCCCUUCUGUUCUGCAAGAAAGCUCUAUGGAUAAAGUUUGUGCCCAGCUUUCCAAUCUGACCGAAUCUGUUGUUCUGACUGUCUCCCUCAACUAUGGUGAGGUCUUGACCAAAAUAUUUGAAGAGGAUGUUACAGGAGAAAAUUUCUUCAAGUGUACCAAUUUUGAGGUUCCUCAGGCCAGCUCAGACCCACUGGCUUUCAUCACAUUCUUGGCUAAAGGAGCCACUGUCCUGCUAGAAGAGAGAAGAUCUGUGGCAAUCAGGCGCAAGGAAAAUAUGGUCUUUGUACAGACAGAUAAAUCCAUCUAUAAGCCUGCACAGGAUGUGUUGUUUCGGAUUGUGUCUAUGGAUGAUGAUUUGAAACCUGUUGAAGAAGUGUAUCCAGUGAUCACCGUUAUGGAUCCACACGGUAAUCGCAUACAACAGUGGGUGAACGAGAAGUCUGAGAGAGGUAUCCUGCAGCUCUCUUUCCGGUUAAUCCCGGAGCCCAUCCUGGGGUGGUACACAAUAACCGUGGAGACGACCUCUGAAAAGAAAGAAUAUCACUCCUUCUCAGUAGAAGAAUAUGUACUCCCCAAAUUUCAACUAACUGUGGAUGCACCAGAAACUGUCUUAAUUGUGGACUCUGAAUUCAAAGUUAAUGUCUGUGCCUUAUACACCUAUGGCAAACCUGUAGAGGGCAAUGUUCACCUCAGAGUGUGCCGAGAAUCUACUUUCUAUGGUGACUGUAGACAUCUCCAUUCAAUCUGUAAAAACUUUACUGUUCAGCUGGGGAAAGAUGGCUGCACGUCCCAGCUUAUUAACACGGACGAUUUUGAGUUCAAUCGGGAAGGAUACCUGAGUUACCUUCAAGUGCAAGCUCUUGUCACAGAAAGUGGAACAGGUGUCCAGCUUACAGAAAACAGGAACAUAUUCAUACGCACAUCCAUGGUGAAAAUGCGUUUUGAGAAUAUGGAUACAUUCUACAAACAAGGACUCCCUUAUUCCGGCCAAAUUAAAUUGCUUCAUCCUGAUGACUCUCCCAUUCCAAAUGAAGUUAUCCAGUUGCACUUAGCAGACAAAAUUGUGGGCAACUACACCACAGAUACACACGGCAUUGCUCAAUUCUCCUUGGACACAUCUAAGAUCACGUACCCAAACAUCACUUUGAAAGCAACCUACAAGGACAAUGAAAACUGCAAGGCUCAUGGCUGGGUGUUACCUGAAUACCCUACACCAAAGUAUUUCGUGUACAGAUUUUACUCCAGGACUAAUAGCUUCCUAAAGAUUGUCCCAGAGAGGGAAGAACUGAGAUGUAACCAGCAGAAGCAAGUGACAGUGCACUACCUUCUUAACAUGGAAGACCUUGAAGAUAAAACCUAUACAGUGAGCUUCAAUUAUUUGGUGAUUUCAAGAGGUGUUAUCAUUCUUCAUGGACAACAGAAAAUUGAGAUCAAGGAUGAUGCUGUGAAGGGGGAAUUUUCCAUUCCAGUAGAGGUGAGCACCGAGUUGGCGCCCUCUGCAGUUAUGUUGGUGUAUGGCUUGCAUCCUGCUGGAGAAAUGGUCGCAGACACCGCCAGAUUCCAAAUUGAGAAGUGCUUCAAAAAUAAGGUCAACUUAAGUUUUUCUAAAGAAAGAAGUUCCCCAGGAUCUAGCGUCAGCCUGCAAGUCUCAGCUGCUUCAAACUCUCUCUGUGCUCUUCUAGCUGUAGAUCAAAGUGUGUUGCUCCUGAGUAAUUAUGGUCAGCUGUCCGCACAGAGCGUAUAUAAUCAGCUAUAUUACAAGGAACUAUAUGGCUAUUAUUUCGAAGGAGUUGACUUAGAAGAUGGACGUAAAGAGCCCUGUCUCACAAAUGAACAAAUCCUCUAUAAAGGCAUUUAUUACGCUCCUGUAUGGGCUGAUUUUGGAAAUGAUGCUUAUGACCUUGUGAAGGCAAUGGGAUUAAAGGUUUUUACCAACUCUCAUCUCCGGAAACCUGUGCUGUGCCAAGAUUUAAAAUAUCAGUAUUCGCAUGAAGGACUUUUGGCAACUGGAUCUUCAAAAUUAACUUCAAAUUCAGAACCUCAAGCUGGUGGAUUUUAUCAAGAAACUGUGAGGAAAUCAUUCCCUGAAACUUGGGUUUGGAAUCUUAUCACAACUGACUCCGCAGGAGUCGCCAACCUGAGUCUUACUGUUCCCGAUACCAUUACGCAAUGGAAGGCCAGUGGAUUCUGCAUGAAUGACAACGUUGGAUUUGGCAUCUCCCCAACCAUCCCCCUGACGGCCUUUCAGUCCUUCUUUCUGGAAGUCACUUUACCUUAUUCAGUGGUUCGAGGAGAAUCAUUCAUUCUGAAAGCCAAUGUCUUCAACUACCUGAACAGAAGUGUUCAGAUUAAUACUGAACUGGAAGCAUCUAAACUUUAUGAAGCCAAAUUUCUCUCGAUUAAUGAUGAAAAUGAUUAUACAAGGAGCAAUGAGAAAAAAUCUUUGAGCUGGCUGGUUACCCCACAUAAACUGGGUGUAGUCAACCUCACUAUCACAGCUCAAACCCUGCAGAAUACUAUCGAUGAGAAUGGGUCAUCCCUGGCUCAGGACAUUGGCUGGAAGGAUACAUUGAUCAAACCAUUGUUGGUGGAGCCUGAAGGUAUUAAAAAGGAGACAACACAGGGCUUGUUUAUUUACACCAAUGGAUCCACAGUGUCUCGAUCAGUGGUGCUCACUUUACCAGAUAAUCUGGUGGAAGGGACCCUCAGAGCCUAUUGGACUGUUGUUGGAGACAUUCUUGGUUCUGCCACACAAAACUUACAGAAUUUCCUACAAAUGCCUUUUGGUUGUGGGGAGCAAAAUAUGGCCCUAUUCACUUCCAAUAUUUACAUCUUGGACUAUCUGAAUCAGACUCAACAACUGACAGAAGAGAUAAAAUCCAAGGCUAUUGGGUACCUGACCACAGGAUAUCAGAAGCAGAUGUCUUAUAAACAUCAAGAUGGAUCAUAUAGUACCUUUGGAUAUAACUAUGAGCAGAAAAAUACAUGGCUUACAGCAUUUGUGUACAAGUCAUUUGCACAAGCCCGGCGCUACAUUUAUAUUGAUGACAAAGUACAGUCUCAGACCCUUGUUUGGCUUCUAAGUAUUCAGAAAUCAGAUGGUUGCUUUCCAAAUUUUGGCAAUAAUUUCAACAAUGCUUUGAAGGGUGAAGAAGAUAAUAAAAUCUCACUCACUGCAUAUGUUGUCAAUGCCCUGCUUGAAGCUGGUCACCCAAUCUCAUUUGUGGCAGUUCAAAAGGGUCUUCAAUGCAUAGAGGGUGCAGCUCACAAGAGUGAUUUGACCACGUAUGACCAGGCUGUCUUGACCUAUACUUUCAGUUUAGUAGACAAUAAAGAUAAAAGGGAAUUAUUCUUCAACGAACUGAGCAAAAAGGCAAAGAAAGUAGGUGGCGCAGUCUACUGGGAACUGACAGGGCCAUCCGCCUAUGACCACUGGGCUUCCUCCGCAAAUAUAGAAACAACCAGUUACAUCCUACUGGCUUUCCUUUCUCAGCCAAGGCUGACUUCGGAAGAGCUGUCCUAUGCUUCACAGAUUGUACAGUGGGUGGCAAAGCAGCAAAAUUCCCGUGGAGGUUUCUCCUCCACACAGGACACUGUUGUGGCUCUCCAAGCUCUGACGCUAUUCCAAACACUCACGUUUUCUAAAAACAGACAAAAUUCAGUGCAGAUUUUCUCCGACAAAGCAUUUAAUAGAUCCUUCCUCGUGAACGAUGAGAAUCGCUUGGUGCCACUAGAAAUUAUAAUGCCAGAACCUACAGGACAGUUUACUGUGAAAGUGGCUGGCAAUGGCUACGUAUAUGUGCAGUCAACUCUGAGAUAUAACAUCCUACUUCCCAAGAAGUCAUCUGGAUUUUCCCUUUCUGUGAAUACAGCCAACACGGUCUGCAGAGGAUUGUUGGAUACAAAGUUUGACCUUGUUGUUUCAGCCAGCUAUUCUGGAAAACGCAACUCUUCCAACAUGGCAAUCAUUGAUGUGAAGAUGCUUUCAGGAUAUGUACCUGACAGAUCAUCAGUUCAGAAGCUUCAAGAAGAUGGCACAGUACAGCGAGUAGAAAUUAAAGCCACCCACGUCUUUUUCUAUCUACAGAGUAUUACUCAAAAGAAAAUCCAGUUCUCAUUCUCCAUUGAACAAGACACACUUGUGUCCAACACCAAGCCUGCAUCUGUUCAGCUCUAUGAUUACUAUGCAACCGAUGAAUUUGCAGUUGCAGAAUACAGCACACCAUGCAAUCAGAUAUCCUCUGAAGCCUUCUAGAUCUGGGAUAAGGGAAAUGAGACGGACAAGAAGAUGGCACUUUGGAACUGAAUUAUAUAUCAAAUGACUCUUUCCACUGUUUCAACCAAAUAAAAGAUUCAGAAUCCCCAGCAUGCUCCUAUACUACAGUUCUCCCACCAACAGCAUCCACCCUCAAGCACACCACCACCAACCUGACACUAUCCACAUGACUGUCCCCCAUGGAGUCCCCGUAGCCAGCUUGACUUGUAAGGAAGCACAGUGGGAAGUGCAGGGUCAAUGGGUCCAAGUGCAAAGUUCAACCUGUAGAGACCAGAGCCACUACAUGAAUACUCCUGUAUUCCAGCCUCCAGUCUGGGAGCUCUGGAAGGUGUUCGAGAUAUCUCUCAUGAUGUGCCCUGCAAAUCAGCCUCCACUUUCUCCUAGAGCAGCCUCAGUACUCCUUAAAUUAGUAUUUUUUCCUUUUCUUGCACAGUCUCCCUCAUCUCUUCUUCUUGUUUCCUGAAAUAAAUUAUCUAUAUCCAAGUCCUUGCCUUACUUUUUGCUUUUAGGGGAAAAAACAUAUCACAUUAAUCACUGAAUAAAUAACAAAAUGUUUUGCUAAAUAUAGAAUAUUCUCAUGUACUAAGAACUUAAUUCUGAUAGGCCUUUUGAAUAAAUUUCUGGAAACCAUAGAAAAGUAAGACUGUCAUAAUAUUUAAAUAUAAAUAAAUUUAUUUUAACAGCUAUUGUUUCAUAAAACCUGA